AUGAUUACCUCCAAGGACACGCAACUCGCUCUGAUACACAUCCCCUUGCACCUGUACCGGACCUUUCUCCAAUCCAUUCUCCAGCUGGUUCUGCCCAACGCGACUCGUGGUAGCAAUGGCUUUGGGAAUGGCUCCGGCGCUGUCCAGCCUCCCAACAGCUGGCCGUGCGAGCACCCCUUUGUGAACAUCUCCAUCACCCCGGUCGAGUGUUCUAUAGUCUGCUCAAGAACGCUUGCAAAUGAGCUGUUUGUUCCCGUCCUCAGUUUUCUGGAUUCUCAAUCAAGGGAAGCAGUAAAUAUCACUACAGAUGACUUUGUCGUCAUGCAGGUCGAUGGUGAGGGCCUCGACGCCGGCCAGCGUGUCUUGGAACUAACGAGUCCUCUUGCUCUUGCCGGCAUUCCAAUCUUCUUCAUCACUACAUACUUUUCCGACUACAUCCUCGUACCGCUUCGACACCGAUCCCAAGUCGUGGAGGCCCUCGAGGAGCGGGGGUUCCAGUUUGAAAAGGACACGUCGUCCUACGUCAACUCGUUCCAACCAGGCCGCAAGCAUUCGGCUGCGUCUUUGGAAGUGCAGCCUCCAAGCACGCCGCCGCCAACCAACAUUUCUGAACUCCAAACCAGGACAUUUGCCACGUUGAAACGUCGAAACAUUGUGCCCACUGUGGAUUCCACCAUCCGCCUCGUUCAGUGCGCUGGCCGCAGGGAUGGCAGCAACGACAUGAAUCGAAACGGCAACGGCAAGACAACCGCCGCAGAUGACGCACUUCAUCUUGGUCUUGUAAAAUGCCUCAUUACGCAGCCGUACCCCAAGUUUUUAUCCCUCACGCUAACCGACACGGAAUCUGCUGCUCUCCUAUUCGAUCACACACUACUGCCAAACUUUGCGCAGGACACACUAUUAGGUUCAAGAGACGAGUUCCUCACGCCCAUUACGCUCGACCUGCGAGACCUUCCUAUGGAGAGUACGGGCAUUGUAUGUGGCGUAGCUGGCCGCUUGGUUGGUGAGACGACGGGCCAACUGCAAGACCCGGUUGAGAUGAGCUAUCUCAGUACAGCGAGGGCAGGCACCGUCAUGGUUGCCGAGGAAGAGCUGGAGCGCGCGCUGGGAGCGUUGCGUGGUGCUGAGAAUGGCGUCUUGUCCGCCGGGGAAUAG
Exserohilum turcica Et28A is the source of this 1155-nucleotide messenger RNA. RefSeq lists its product as uncharacterized. Lineage: Eukaryota; Fungi; Ascomycota; Dothideomycetes; Pleosporales; Pleosporaceae. The transcript is spliced from 2 exons. The record is from RefSeq and is a predicted model, not a curated record. Gene Ontology annotation, biological process: regulation of intracellular signal transduction; cellular response to L-arginine. Bases 1 to 1155 code for a protein of 384 amino acids. Gene Ontology annotation, cellular component: cytosol.